This is a messenger RNA of Brassica napus (rape), 1370 nucleotides long. RefSeq names its product agamous-like MADS-box protein AGL61. Lineage: Eukaryota; Viridiplantae; Streptophyta; Magnoliopsida; Brassicales; Brassicaceae. Bases 809 to 1360 code for a protein of 183 amino acids. The transcript has a single exon. Gene Ontology annotation, biological process: positive regulation of transcription by RNA polymerase II. The record is from RefSeq and is a predicted model, not a curated record. Gene Ontology annotation, molecular function: RNA polymerase II cis-regulatory region sequence-specific DNA binding; DNA-binding transcription factor activity, RNA polymerase II-specific; protein dimerization activity.
AAAUUUGAAAAUGCAAAUAUUGAAUGAUCAUAUAAUUCUACGGAACAUCAAAGAUUCAUCAGAAAACUGUAUGAAUCUUUGGAAUCUUAAUGCCACAUAAUCCUCUUUAAUACAUAUUCAGAUCACAUAUAUGUUGGGUUUUUAUUUUAUUUUUAAAAACUCAAAUGGCGUAAACAUUUUUAUUACUAUUGUUUUAUAAUCAAGUGGCGUGGGUUAGAUAAUAAUUAAGCUUAGAAAGUAGAAACAAACACGGGAAUUGACUUAUAGGACACGAUUUAAUUUAUAAUAAAAUCUUCUCCUUCAUUGGGUGACCAAAUAUAUUUACUAUAUUUAGGUGAGCAAGUGAGGAUGGCAUUAGUCAUUAGAUACCAAAUCUCUAGUUUGACAUUUACAAAUCUCUAGUUUGAGAUGAAAAUAAUAUAAAAAUACGGAUAGGUGAAAGUGGGACAUUUUGUAAAUCAAGUUCAACUUCACCGUGUAAUAUAUAGUUUUAUUUAAGCUAAAUAAUUUACGCUCUUAUGUUCUUUUUCCUCAGAAUCAAUUAAGAAAACUAAUAACAUGUAGCGAACCGGUUUUAUCAGAAGAUAAAUAAACGGUCAACAACGGCUAUUAUGUAUUGGCUAAAUCUCUUUACAUCACAACAUUAACAAAUUGAGAUUUUAUAACUCACAAAUCUUGAUAUUUCAUUAUCGAGUAAUUACAAAAUGGGCAGUUACGAAUGCAAGUUUAUUAUAAUGCUACACCACAAUCAAUACUCUAUAUAUGAUAAAGGGAUGAAAAAACAAUCCUUCUAACGUCUAAAUAAGUAAUGACUUCAAAGAAAAAAGGAAGCACUGGACGGCAAAGAAUACGGAUGGCUAAGAUAGAGAAAGAGAGCCACAGGCAAGUAGCAUUCUCCAAACGCAGAGCUGGUCUCUUCAAGAAAGCUAGCGAGCUAUGCACUUUGUGCGGUGUAGAGGUCGCAAUAAUCGUAUUCUCACCCGCCAAAAAGCCUUUCUCGUUCGGGCAUCCAAGCGUCUACUCCGUGCUGGACCGGUACAGGAACAAUACUUCUUUUCAGCAGCAAAGUCAACCGCGGGAAAACACAGCAACGCGGAGCGAGUUGAGUUUGGUGUUGAGCCAACUGGAGGAAGAGAAGAAGAAAGGUGAGGAGAUGAGGAAAGCGAGUGAGAUGGCUAAAUGGUCGGUGGAUGAAAUGAGUUUGCUUCAGUUACAGGAAAUGAGAUAUGCGCUAGAGGAGCUGAGGAAGACAAUGGUGGUGCCUCCUCCUUCUUACAUGAACUCAAUGUCUACUGGUUUUUCUUGUAUUUAUAAUUCAAGCUAUGUACAUGCUUCUUCCCGAGUCACAUAUAAACUGUGAUAAAAAGGAA